AUGCCCCCAGGCCGACGGCUGCAGUCGCUCGUGCCAAGAAAUGAAGCGAAGAAACGUCGAGGUGACGAUGCCGACAGUGAGUGGAGCAAAGGUGAAAGUGAAUCGUCGGCUUCAGAAGAGGAAAGCGCGGGCUUUGCUGGCUCCGGUAUCGUUGGAUCUACGUCACUAGUGGAAUGUCCAGGUCUAAGUACUACUAUCUUCGGCACUUGGAAAGCUUUCUCGAAGUACUUUGAGACGUACGCGUCGGACACGUAUCAGCCAUUCCGCAUUCGUGACACUGCUACGGUGGAAGCUAUGAACAAGAAGACCAGAGCACGCUCUAUAUCUGGAGCUCCUAGUGUUUCUCCAGACUAUCUGU
Phytophthora nicotianae INRA-310 is the source of this 358-nucleotide messenger RNA. RefSeq lists its product as hypothetical. NCBI's taxonomy places the organism in Eukaryota, Oomycota, Peronosporomycetes, Peronosporales, Peronosporaceae. The transcript is spliced from 3 exons. The annotation marks the transcript as partial. The record is from RefSeq and is a predicted model, not a curated record.